AGUGAGGGGAAGAUGGCGGACGCAACUGUCGUGGUUCCCGUAGAGUGGAUAAAGAACUGGGAGAAAUCAGGGAGAGGCGAAUUUUUGCAUUUAUGCCGGAUCCUCAGUGAAAAUAAAAGCCAUGAUAGUUCGACUUAUAGAGAUUUCCAGCAAGCUCUUUAUGAGUUAUCAUACCAUGUCAUUAAAGGAAAUCUAAAGCAUGAACAGGCAUCUAAUGUUCUUAAUGACAUUAGUGAAUUUCGUGAGGAUAUGCCCUCCAUUCUUGCUGACGUAUUCUGCAUAUUAGAUAUUGAGACAAAUUGUUUAGAAGAAAAAAGCAAGAGAGACUAUUUUACACAAUUGGUAUUAGCAUGUUUGUAUUUAGUUUCAGACACAGUUCUAAAGGAACGCUUGGAUCCAGAAACAUUGGAAUCGUUAGGGCUUAUCAAACAAUCACAGCAAUUCAAUCAAAAGUCAGUUAAAAUCAAGACAAAACUCUUUUAUAAGCAGCAAAAAUUUAAUUUGUUAAGAGAAGAAAAUGAAGGUUAUGCCAAGCUGAUUGCUGAAUUGGGGCAAGAUUUAUCUGGAAAUAUUACCAGUGAUUUAAUCUUAGAAAAUAUCAAAUCUUUAAUAGGAUGCUUUAAUCUGGAUCCCAAUAGAGUUCUGGAUGUCAUUUUAGAAGUGUUUGAAUGCAGGCCAGAACACGAUGACUUCUUUAUAUCUUUAUUAGAAUCUUACAUGAGUAUGUGUGAACCGCAAACACUGUGUCAUAUUCUUGGGUUCAAAUUCAAGUUUUACCAGGAACCAAAUGGAGAGACUCCUUCAUCUUUGUACAGAGUUGCAGCAGUACUUCUACAAUUUAAUCUUAUUGAUUUAGAUGAUCUUUAUGUACAUCUUCUUCCAGCUGAUAAUUGCAUUAUGGAUGAACACAAACGAGAAAUUGUAGAAGCUAAGCAGAUUGUUAGAAAACUUACAAUGGUUGUACUGUCUUCCGAUAAAAUUGACGAACGAGAGAAAGAAAAGGAAAAAGAAGAGGAGAAAGUGGAGAAGCCACCUGACAACCAAAAACUUGGUUUGUUGGAAGCCUUGUUAAAGAUUGGUGAUUGGCAGCAUGCACAGAACAUUAUGGAUCAGAUGCCUCCAUACUAUGCAGCUUCACAUAAACUAAUAGCCCUUGCUAUUUGCAAGCUUAUUCAUAUAACUAUUGAGCCUCUCUACCGAAGAGUUGGCGUUCCUAAAGGUGCUAAAGGCUCACCUGUUAAUGCUUUGCAAAAUAAGAGAGCACCAAAACAAGCAGAGAGCUUUGAAGAUUUGAGGAGAGACGUCUUCAAUAUGUUCUGUUACCUUGGUCCUCACCUUUCUCAUGAUCCCAUUUUAUUUGCAAAAGUGGUGCGGAUAGGCAAGUCAUUUAUGAAAGAGUUUCAGUCUGAUGGAAGCAAACAAGAAGAUAAAGAGAAGACGGAAGUUAUCCUUAGCUGCUUGCUUAGCAUUACUGACCAGGUAUUACUUCCAUCUCUUUCUUUGAUGGACUGCAAUGCUUGUAUGUCUGAGGAACUGUGGGGAAUGUUUAAAACAUUUCCAUAUCAGCAUAGAUAUCGUCUGUAUGGCCAGUGGAAGAAUGAAACUUACAACAGUCAUCCACUUUUAGUAAAAGUUAAAGCUCAAACAAUAGACAGAGCCAAAUAUAUCAUGAAGCGUCUAACCAAGGAAAAUGUGAAGCCUUCUGGAAGACAAAUUGGGAAGUUGAGCCACAGCAAUCCAACCAUUUUGUUUGAUUAUGUAUGUUUUGAGAUCUUGUCACAAAUACAGAAGUAUGAUAACUUAAUAACACCUGUAGUAGAUUCAUUGAAAUACCUCACUUCGUUGAAUUAUGACGUCUUGGCCUAUUGUAUCAUUGAAGCUUUAGCUAAUCCAGAAAAGGAGAGAAUGAAACAUGACGACACAACCAUCUCAAGCUGGCUUCAGAGUCUGGCUAGUUUCUGUGGUGCAGUUUUUCGUAAAUAUCCAAUUGAUCUUGCUGGUCUUCUUCAAUAUGUGGCUAAUCAGCUAAAGGCAGGCAAAAGUUUUGACCUGCUUAUAUUGAAAGAAGUGGUACAAAAAAUGGCAGGAAUAGAAAUUACAGAAGAAAUGACAAUGGAGCAACUAGAGGCCAUGACUGGUGGAGAGCAACUAAAAGCUGAGGGUGGUUACUUUGGCCAGAUAAGAAACACUAAAAAAUCCUCCCAGAGAUUAAAGGAUGCACUAUUAGACCAUGAUCUUGCUCUUCCUCUCUGUUUGCUUAUGGCUCAGCAGAGGAAUGGGGUAAUCUUUCAGGAAGGUGGAGAGAAACAUUUGAAACUUGUGGGAAAGCUCUAUGAUCAGUGUCAUGAUACGCUGGUACAGUUUGGUGGGUUUUUAGCAUCUAAUCUAAGCACAGAAGAUUAUAUAAAGCGAGUGCCUUCAAUUGAUGUGCUCUGUAAUGAAUUUCACACACCCCAUGAUGCAGCAUUUUUCCUGUCUAGGCCAAUGUAUGCACACCAUAUUUCGUCAAAGUAUGAUGAACUUAAAAAAUCAGAGAAGGGAAGUAAACAGCAACAUAAAGUUCACAAGUACAUUACAUCAUGUGAAAUGGUGAUGGCUCCUGUCCAUGAAGCAGUGGUUUCCUUACAUGUUUCCAAAGUCUGGGACGACAUCAGCCCUCAAUUCUAUGCCACAUUCUGGUCAUUGACAAUGUAUGACCUUGCAGUUCCACAUACCAGCUAUGAACGGGAAGUCAAUAAACUUAAAGUCCAGAUGAAAGCAAUUGAUGACAAUCAGGAAAUGCCUCCAAAUAAAAAGAAAAAAGAGAAGGAGCGAUGUACUGCCCUUCAGGACAAGCUUCUUGAAGAAGAAAAGAAACAGAUGGAACAUGUACAGCGAGUGCUACAGAGACUGAAACUGGAAAAGGACAAUUGGCUUUUAGCAAAAUCUACCAAAAAUGAGACCAUCACAAAAUUUCUACAGCUGUGUAUAUUUCCUCGAUGUAUUUUUUCAGCAAUUGAUGCUGUUUACUGUGCUCGUUUUGUUGAAUUGGUACAUCAACAGAAAACUCCAAAUUUUUCCACACUUCUUUGCUAUGAUCGAGUUUUCUCUGAUAUAAUUUACACAGUUGCAAGCUGUACUGAAAAUGAAGCUAGUCGAUAUGGGAGAUUCCUUUGCUGCAUGUUAGAGACUGUGACCAGGUGGCACAGUGAUAGAGCCACAUAUGAAAAGGAAUGUGGAAAUUAUCCAGGAUUUCUUACUAUAUUACGGGCAACUGGUUUUGAUGGUGGAAAUAAAGCUGAUCAAUUAGACUAUGAAAAUUUUCGACACGUUGUACAUAAAUGGCAUUACAAACUAACCAAGGCAUCGGUACAUUGCCUUGAAACAGGCGAAUAUACUCACAUCAGGAAUAUCUUGAUUGUGCUAACAAAAAUACUUCCUUGGUACCCAAAAGUUUUGAAUCUGGGUCAGGCUUUGGAAAGAAGAGUGCAUAAAAUCUGCCAAGAGGAAAAAGAGAAGAGGCCAGAUCUAUAUGCAUUGGCUAUGGGCUACUCUGGGCAGUUGAAAAGUAGAAAGUCAUACAUGAUACCUGAAAAUGAGUUUCAUCACAAAGACCCCCCUCCGAGGAAUGCAGUUGCCAGUAUACAAAAUGGGCCUGGCGGUGGGCCUUCUUCAUCGUCAGUAGGAAGUGCAUCUAAAUCGGAUGAAAGCAGUACCGAGGAGACUGAUAAAUCAAGGGAGAGAUCUCAGUGUGGUGUGAAAGCAGUUAAUAAAGCUUCUAGUGCCACACCAAAAGGGAAUUCAAGCAAUGGAAAUAGUGGCUCUAACAGCAGCAAAGCUGUUAAAGAAAAUGACAAAGAAAAAGGGAAAGAGAAAGAAAAAGAGAAAAAAGAAAAGACUCCAGCUACUACUCCAGAGGCCCGAGUACUUGGUAAAGAUGGUAAAGAAAAACCGAAGGAAGAACGGCCAAGUAAAGAUGAAAAAGCAAGAGAGACGAAGGAAAGAACACCUAAGUCUGACAAAGAGAAAGAAAAAUUCAAGAAGGAAGAAAAAGCUAAAGAUGAGAAAUUCAAGACCACUGUCCCCAAUGUAGAAUCAAAGUCAACUCAAGAAAAGGAAAGAGAGAAGGAGCCAUCCAGAGAAAGAGAUAUAGCAAAGGAAAUGAAAUCAAAGGAAAAUGUUAAAGGAGGAGAGAAAACACCAGUUUCUGGGUCCUUGAAGUCACCUGUUCCCCGAUCAGAUAUUGCAGAGCCUGAAAGGGAACAAAAACGUCGCAAAAUUGAUACCCACCCUUCUCCAUCACAUUCCUCAACAGUAAAGGUUACAGCCAUACUUCCCAAAGUUCCUCUGGGUUCUGAGAACUAUGCCAGCUCACCUGUCAUCUCCAUUCAUUUUCUACAGGACAGUCUCAUCGAACUCAAGGAGUCUUCAGCAAAGCUCUACAUUAAUCAUACUCCUCCACCACUGUCCAAGAGUAAGGAGAGAGAAAUGGACAAGAAAGAUUUGGACAAGUCGAGGGAAAGAUCCAGAGAAAGAGAAAAAAAAGAUGAAAAGGACAGGAAAGAGCGGAAAAGGGAUCACUCAAACAAUGACCGAGAAGUGCCACCGGACUUAACCAAGAGGCGGAAAGAGGAAAAUGGAACAAUGGGGGUUUCAAAACACAAAAGUGAGAGUCCGUGUGAGUCUCCUUAUCCAAAUGAGAAAGACAAGGAAAAAAAUAAGUCAAAAUCUUCAGGCAAAGAAAAAGGCGGUGACUCAUUUAAAUCUGAAAAAAUGGAUAAAAUCUCCUCUGGUGGCAAAAAGGAGUCCAGGCAUGAUAAAGAAAAGAUAGAAAAGAAAGAGAAACGGGACAGUUCAGGAGGAAAGGAAGAGAAGAAACAUCAUAAGUCCUCGGACAAGCACAGAUAAUGAAGACUUUCAAUCAAGGGUAUGGACAGGCCCCUAAGCUGAAGGUCUCCCAGAGGAGGAUGCCACAGCUCCAUGCGUCACUCUCAGAACGAUAUCUCCUAUAAUUAAGAGCUUCUGGUGCUGUCCAUUUAACGGGAAUCUGCUUUAAAUCAGAAGAUGAAUACACACCACCAUCCUCUUGACGAGACAUUCCAAAGUCACUGAUUUUCAGAACAUUAUUUUCACCUCCAGGCAGUUUCUUGCAACAAGGUCCCUGUGUAUACAAUUUUUACUCGAGAUUCGCCAUCCAGAAGCAGCAUCUAAUGAAAUUUCACUAACUGUUUUAGUUCAUCCUUCUUUCUCAGAAAGGAGAGGAAAUCGCCUCCUGGAACCAGUUCCUUAAUCAUGUAGAUAGGCUGUAUUUGUGUGCGAACUUUGAUAAGUUUGACAAUAUUGGGAUGAUUAUAUUGCUUGAGGAUUUUGGCUUCUUGUAAAAAUUUUAAUUUCAGUUCCUGGGAAAGAUCAUCUUCACAUGUUUUAACAGCAAUAGCAGUUUUAUCCUUUAAUGUACCCUUAAAUGUGUCAUCAGAAUUUCCCUUGCCCAGUAAUUGUGACAUCUUCAUGAUUGAGAAUGCAUUUUUUAGUCUAAUUAUGAUCAUGCUGAUACCGUGAUUCUCUUUAUUGGAACAUUGACUUUUUUUGCAUUUAAAAAAAUUGAGAUGAAAUUCUUAUAAAAUAUGCCAUUUAAAAGUGGUUUUUAGUAUAUCCCUGUGUUGUACCCAUCACCAGUAAUUCCAGAACAUCUCCAUCACCCUCAGAAGAGACCCUGCAUCUGUUAGCAGUCACCCCCAAUUCUCUCCUUCCUGCAGCCCCUGGAAACAACUAAUGUAUUUUCUGUCUCUAUGGAUUUGCCUGUUUUGGACAUUUCAUAAAAAUGAAAUCAUGCAAUAUGUGGCCUUUUGUUAUAUGUGGCUUCUUUCACUUAGCAUCAUGUUUUCAAGGUUCAUCCAUGUUGUAGCAUGUAUCAGAACUUGAUUUCUUUUUAUAACUGAAUACUAUUCCAUUGUAUGGUUGUGUACCACAUUUUGUUUAUCCAUUCAUCAGUGAUGAACAGGAACAAUGAUUUUUAAGUAUUAAAACUGUAAGU
Eubalaena glacialis (North Atlantic right whale) is the source of this 6013-nucleotide messenger RNA. It is a transcript of the gene THOC2, whose product is annotated as THO complex subunit 2. The transcript is spliced from 39 exons. Gene Ontology annotation, molecular function: mRNA binding. Bases 13 to 4887 code for a protein of 1624 amino acids. Gene Ontology annotation, cellular component: THO complex part of transcription export complex. Lineage: Eukaryota; Metazoa; Chordata; Mammalia; Artiodactyla; Balaenidae. The record is from RefSeq and is a predicted model, not a curated record. Gene Ontology annotation, biological process: mRNA processing; mRNA export from nucleus.